Molecule: messenger RNA, 873 nt
Organism: Rattus norvegicus (Norway rat)
Lineage: Eukaryota; Metazoa; Chordata; Mammalia; Rodentia; Muridae
Gene: Klk1b3
Product: kallikrein 1-related peptidase B3
Exons: 5
Coding region: 31-828 (265 amino acids)
Biological process (GO): proteolysis
Molecular function (GO): serine-type endopeptidase activity
Source: RefSeq, marked provisional
AGCUCCAAGCUCAGCACCUGCUGCUCCUGCAUGCCUGUUACCAUGUGGUUCCUGAUCCUGUUCCUCGCCCUGUCCCUGGGACGGAAUGAUGCUGCACCUCCCGUCCAGUCUCGGGUUGUUGGAGGAUAUAACUGUGAGAUGAAUUCCCAACCCUGGCAAGUGGCUGUGUACUACUUCGGCGAAUACCUAUGUGGGGGUGUCCUGAUAGACCCCAGCUGGGUGAUCACAGCUGCUCACUGCGCAACCGACAAUUACCAGGUUUGGCUGGGCCGAAACAACCUAUAUGAAGAUGAACCCUUUGCUCAGCACCGGCUUGUCAGCCAAAGCUUCCCUCACCCCGGUUUCAACCAGGACCUCAUAUGGAACCACACCCGACAACCUGGGGACGACUACAGCAAUGAUUUGAUGCUGCUCCACCUCAGCCAGCCUGCGGACAUCACAGAUGGUGUGAAGGUCAUCGAUCUGCCCAUUGAGGAGCCCAAGGUGGGGAGCACCUGCCUUGCCUCGGGCUGGGGCAGCAUCACACCUGACGGAUUGGAAUUAAGUGAUGAUCUCCAGUGUGUGAACAUCGAUCUUCUGUCUAAUGAGAAGUGCGUCGAGGCACACAAAGAAGAGGUGACAGAUCUCAUGCUGUGUGCAGGAGAGAUGGAUGGGGGCAAAGACACUUGCAAGGGUGACUCAGGAGGCCCCCUCAUCUGUAAUGGUGUGCUCCAAGGCAUCACGUCCUGGGGCUUUAACCCAUGCGGUGAACCCAAGAAGCCAGGCAUCUACACCAAACUUAUUAAGUUCACCCCCUGGAUAAAAGAAGUUAUGAAGGAAAACCCCUGAGUGUCACACAGUCCCCUGGUCUCAAUAAAACCCACCAUGCAGCAC